AUGAGGAAGCAGGAGUUGCGCCCGGGCGGGGAGGCUGGCCAGGGCCACGCCGCCAGCUCCCCAGCCGAGCAGGUGAAAGCCCUGGUGGACCUGCUGGCCGGGAAAGGCGGUCAAGGCUCCCAGGCCCCGCAGCCCCUCAACAGGACGCCAGAAUGCCCGCUGAAGCCCCAUGGCAAUGACUUGAGGAUACAGAGGCACCGGGAGGCCCUGCUGAGCAGGACCGGGGGCGGCCCUGAGCUGGGCAGCCCCUCCCCAAGGCUGACCAGCCUCCUGCUGGUGGAGGGCCUGACGGACCUGCAGCUGAGGGAGCACGACUUCACGCAGGUGGAGGCCACGCGCGGGGGCUGGUGCUCGGCCAAGACCAUCGCCCUGGACAGGCUCUUCCUGCCCCUGUCGCGGGUAUCCAUCCCCCCCCGCAUCUCCAUCACCAUCGGGGUGGCCGGGGUGGGCAAGACCACCCUGGUGAGGAACUUUGUCCACCUCUGGGCCCGGGGGCAGGUGGGCAAGGACUUCUCAUUGGUACUGCCCCUGACCUUCCGGGAUCUCAACACCCACGAGAAGCUGUCUGCAGACAGACUCCUCCGCUCCGUCUUCCCGCACGCUGGGGAGGCGGGCCUGGCAUCAGAGGCGCUGAGCAAAGCCCUCUUGGUUCUGGAUGGCCUGGACGAGUGUAAGACGCCCCUGGACUUCUCCAACACCGUGGCCUGCACGGACCCCAAGAAGGAGAUCCAAGUGGACCACCUGAUCACCAACAUCAUCCGGGGCAACCUCUUCCCAGAAGUGUCUGUCUGGAUCACCUCCCGUCCCGGCGCAGCUGGCCAGAUUCCAGGGGGCCUGGUGGACCGGAUGACCGAGAUCCGGGGCUUCAGUGAAGAGGAGAUCAAGACCUGUCUGGAGCAGAUGUUCCCCGAGGACCCUGUCCUCACGGGCUGGGUCCUGAGCCAGGUGCAGGCUGACCGGGCCCUGUACCUCAUGUGCACCGUCCCGGCCUUCUGCCGGCUGGCGGGGGCAGCGCUGGGCCACCUGCAUCGCCACAGGCCGGGGCCCCCAGACGCUGAGCUGUGGCCCCCGAGGACCUUGUGUGAGCUCUACUCGUGGUACUUCAGGAUGGCCCUGGGCGGAGAGGGGCAGGAGAAGGCCAAGGCGAGCCCCCGUAUUGAGCAGCUGGCUCACAGCGGCCGCAAGCUGGUGGGCACGCUGGGCCGGCUGGCCUUCCAUGGGCUGGUCAGGAAGAAGUACGUGUUCUACGAGCCCGACCUGAAGGUGCUGGGCGUGGACCUCGCGCUGCUACAGACAGCCCUGUGCAGCCGCUUCCUGCAGCGGGAGGAGACGCUGGCCUCCGCGGCCGCCUACUGCUUCACCCACCUGUCCCUGCAGGAGUUCGUGGCGGCCGCGUACUACUGCAGCGCCUCCAAGAGGGCCAUCUUCGACCUCUUCACCGAGGGCAGCGUGUCCUGGCCCCGGCUGGGCUUCCUCACUCACUUCCGGAGUGCGGCCCAGCGGGCCAUGCAGGCCGAGGACGGGCGGCUCGACAUCUUCCUGCGAUUCCUCUCAGGCCUCUUGUCCCCGAGGGUCAACGCGCUGCUGGCCGGCUCCCUGCUGACCCAGGGCGAGCACCAGGGCUACCGGGCCCAGGUGGCCGAGCUCCUGCAGGGCUGUCUGCGCCCCGACGUGGCAGUCUGCGCCCGGGCCGUCAACGUCCUGCACUGCCUGCGCGAGCUGCAGCACAUCGAGCUGGCCCGCAGCGUGGAGGGGGCCGUGGCCAGCGGGGGCCUGGCCAGGCUGACCAGCCCCCCGCACCGCGCCGCCCUGGCCUACCUCCUGCAGGUGUCCGACGUCUGCGCCCCGGAGGCCCCCCUGCCCCUGCGCCUCGGCCCAGGCGUCCUCCAGAGCCUGCUGCCCCAGCUGCUCUACUGCCGGAGCCUGAGGCUGGACACCAACCAGUUCCAGGACCCCGUGAUGGACCUGCUGGGCAGCGUGCUGAGUGGGAAAGACUGCCGCAUCCAGAGGAUCAGCUUGGCUGAGAACCAGAUCAGUAACAAAGGGGCCAAAGCUCUGGCCAGAUCCCUCCUCGUCAACAGAAGCCUGACCACUCUGGAUCUCCGCAGUAACUCCAUCGGCCCUCAAGGGGCCAAGGCACUGGCGGAUGCUCUGAAGAUUAACCGCACCCUGGCCUCUCUCAGCCUCCAGGGCAACAGGAUCAGGGACGACGGCGCCAGGUGUAUGGCUGAGGCCUUGGCCGCCAACCGGAUCCUCUGUGUGCUUCACCUGCAGAAGAACUCCAUCGGGCCAGUGGGAACCCAGCAGAUGGCAGAUGCCCUGAAGCAAAACAGGAGUCUGAAGGAGCUCAUGUUCUCCAGCAACAGCAUUGGCGAUGGAGGCGCCAAGGCCCUGGCAGAGGCCCUGAUGGUGAACCAGGGCCUGAAGAGCCUGGACCUGCAGAGCAACUCCAUCAGUGACCGGGGAGUAGCAGCGCUGAUGGGGGCCCUCUGCACCAACCAGACGCUCCUCAGCCUCAACCUUCGAGAAAAUUCCAUCAGCCCAGAGGGAGCCCAGGAUCUGGCGCUUGCUCUCCGCACCAACAGCACCCUGAAGAGUCUGGACCUGACAGCCAACCUACUCCACGACCAGGGCGCCCAGGCCAUCGCAGAGGCAGUGAGAGAAAACCGCGCCCUCACGUCCCUUCACCUGCAGUGGAACUUCAUCCAGGCCGGCGCUGCCAAGGCCCUGGGACAAGCACUACAGCUCAACACGAGCCUGACCAGCCUCGAUUUACAGGAGAACGCCAUCGGGGAUGAAGGUGCCUCUGCGUUGGCCAGCGCGCUGAAGGUCAACACAGCCCUCACUGCUCUCUAUCUCCAGGUGGCCUCCAUUGGUGCUCCGGGGGCCCAGGCACUCGGGGAGGCCCUGGCUAUGAACAGAACCUUGGAGAUUCUAGACUUAAGAGGAAACACCAUCGAGGUGGCUGGAGCCAAAGCCCUGGCGAAUGCGCUCAAGGUCAAUUCCAGUCUCCAGAGACUCAAUCUUCAAGAGAAUUCCUUGGGAAUGGAGGGGGCAAUAUGCGUUGCCACUGCACUGUCUGGAAACCACGGGCUCCGGCACAUCAAUCUCCAGGGAAACCACAUUGGAGAGUCUGGUGCCAGGAUGAUCUCGGAGGCUAUCAAGACAAAUGCUCCCUUGUGCACUGUGGAAAUGUGA
Messenger RNA from Rangifer tarandus platyrhynchus (Svalbard reindeer), 3198 nucleotides. Lineage: Eukaryota; Metazoa; Chordata; Mammalia; Artiodactyla; Cervidae. The record is from the annotation of a GenBank genome assembly.